AUAAAUAUACAGGGUUCAUCAAUCAUGAAAUUUUUCCUUCUCUCUUCACAUUUCUCUACCCUUAGAUUCAUUGUAAUCAUCAACAACAACAACAGCUUAUACUCCUCUUUCCUCCUCUAUUGCCUUAUUCACCUCUCCUCCAAGCUUGUUGAUCUUGGAAUUGAGAGAAAAAGAGACAAAGGGUUUGUUUGUAUUGAGAAGAAAGAUCCAUUGAUUGAUGGGUUUGAAGAGGGUAGAGUCAAGACCAGAAUUGUCAGGUAUGAAGAAGGCAGCAUCACGUACAUCACUACCAGACUUGGAUGAUACAGACUUAUCUAGGCUAUUAGAUAAACCACCAAGACCAAUAAACAUUGAAAGACAAAGAUCUUUUGAAGAAAGAUCUAUUAGUGAGAUAUCAGUUGGUUUAAAUCGAGGUUUAGGUAGUUCUGAGACUUUGUAUUCACCUGGUGGACGAUCAACAUGGGAAACUCCAAGAUCUUCUGCUCCUAAUGCGUUCGAGCCUCAUCCUAUGUUUGCCGAAGCUUGGGAUGCUCUUAGGCAAUCUAUUGUGUUCUUUAAUGGACAACCCGUUGGAACAAUUGCCGCUAAUGAUCAAACGGAGGAUGCUUUAAAUUACGAUCAGGUGUUUGUUAGAGAUUUUGUGCCUAGUGCGUUAGCAUUUUUGAUGAAUGGUGAACCAGAGAUAGUUAAGAACUUUCUCUUGAAAACUCUUUACCUGCAAGGGUGGGAGAAAAGAGUAGACCGAUUCAAGCUAGGGGAAGGUGUAAUGCCAGCAAGUUUCAAAGUUCUUCACAAUCCCAAUCGCAAGACGGAUUCUUUGCUUGCAGAUUUUGGGGAGAGUGCAAUUGGAAGAGUUGCCCCUGUUGACUCUGGCUUGUGGUGGAUUAUCUUGCUACGUGCCUAUACAAAAUCUACUGGGGAUUCAACAUUAGCAGAAACUGACGAAUGUCAAAAGGGUAUCAGGCUUAUAUUGACUCUUUGUCUUUCAGAGGGAUUCGACACGUUUCCAACCUUACUUUGUGCGGAUGGAUGUUGUAUGAUUGAUCGACAAAUGGGUAUCUAUGGUUAUCCUGUCGAAAUUCAAGCAUUGUUCUUUAUGGUGUUGAGAUGUGCUUUGGUACUGCUUAAACAUGAUACAGAAGGCAAAGAGUUCGUGGACAGAGUUUUGAAACGUUUGCAUGCAUUGAGUUAUCAUAUGAGAAGUUAUUUUUGGAUCGAUAUCCAGCAACUUAAUAACAUAUACCGUUAUAAAACAGAGGAGUACUCUCAUACAGCCGUAAAUAAAUUUAAUGUUAUUCCUGAGUCAAUCCCUGAAUGGCUUCUUGAUUUUAUGCCUAACCGAGGGGGCUAUUUCAUUGGAAAUGUUAGCCCUGCAAGAAUGGAUUUCCGUUGGUUUGCUUUAGGUAACUGCAUUGCAAUUCUUUCCUGUCUUGCAACUAAUGAGCAAUCUAUGGCUAUAAUGGAUCUUAUUGAAGAGCGCUGGGAGGAACUAGUCGGAGAAAUGCCCUUGAAAGUAUGUUAUCCAGCUAUAGAAAACCAUGAAUGGCGGAUCGUAACAGGUUGUGACCCCAAGAAUACCAGAUGGAGUUACCAUAAUGGAGGAUCUUGGCCAGUUUUGUUGUGGCUGUUAACGGCCGCCUGCAUAAAGACAGGGAGGCCACAAAUUGCCAGGCGGGCAAUUGAUCUCGCAGAGAGUCGGUUGCUCAAAGACGGUUGGCCCGAGUACUAUGAUGGAAAACUUGGUAGGUACAUUGGGAAACAAGCGAGGAAGUACCAAACAUGGUCGAUUGCUGGGUAUUUGGUGGCAAAGAUGAUGUUGGAAGAUCCAUCACACUUGGGAAUGAUCUCGUUGGAAGAAGACAAAAGAAUUAAGCCAUUGAUGAAAAGAUCAACAUCGUGGACUUGCUAGCUAGCUCAUAGAGUAAUCUUAUGAAAGAAGAAUGAAGAGAAGUAGUAGGCGAUAAUAUUCUUGUUAUUUACUACACUUCUAUUCUUUGGUGGGUUUUUCUUUUUUCUUUGGUGUUUAAUCUGUACAAUAGGAUUCCAUUGAGGCAGGAUUUUGCAUUUUGCAUUUCGAAUAAAAAUCCAGUUUUGAUAUUA
Messenger RNA from Papaver somniferum (opium poppy), 2100 nucleotides. Its product is annotated as probable alkaline/neutral invertase D. The transcript has 5 exons. The record is from RefSeq and is a predicted model, not a curated record. Bases 218 to 1909 code for a protein of 563 amino acids. Gene Ontology annotation, molecular function: endo-alpha-N-acetylgalactosaminidase activity; sucrose alpha-glucosidase activity. NCBI's taxonomy places the organism in Eukaryota, Viridiplantae, Streptophyta, Magnoliopsida, Ranunculales, Papaveraceae. Gene Ontology annotation, biological process: sucrose catabolic process.